This is a messenger RNA of Bactrocera tryoni, 2545 nucleotides long. It is a transcript of the gene Pp2B-14D, whose product is annotated as serine/threonine-protein phosphatase 2B catalytic subunit 2. Gene Ontology annotation, biological process: calcineurin-mediated signaling. The coding region runs from base 609 to 2291 and encodes 560 amino acids. The transcript has a single exon. Gene Ontology annotation, molecular function: calmodulin binding; calmodulin-dependent protein phosphatase activity. Gene Ontology annotation, cellular component: calcineurin complex; cytoplasm. Lineage: Eukaryota; Metazoa; Arthropoda; Insecta; Diptera; Tephritidae. The record is from RefSeq and is a predicted model, not a curated record.
UAGAAAAGAGAUGAAAAUUUUUUCACCAUUUAGGACUUGAGCAAAUUAGCACAAAAGUUGAUAAAAAUCGUUGAGAAAAUUAUAUAAAAUAGUGAAGUUUAAACACAAACGAUGCAAAGAUGAAUUUUUCAUAAAAGCUAGAGAAUCUAAGGUAGCCAGUGGAAUAGAUUUUUUUGCAGAACCUGGCAGUGGGCACAGUGCAAGAAAACGAUAGGUAAAAAAAAAAUAAGGCAAAGAGCAAUAGUAGUGCAGUGGCGAGCAGCAGUCAAAAAGGCAAAACAGGUACAAGGCAAGCAAGUAGUGAAAAAGGGAGACAGUGCAAGAAAACAGUGAUUGAAAAGAGACCUAGAAAAGGAGUAUACGUACAGAAACGGAAAGAGGAAUAUCAAUAAAGCAGUGCGGAAAAAAAUGAAACAUCACUAAAUACGGAAAAAAUCAAAAUUACGCAGACACAGUAAAUUGUAUCACAAACAAAUUCGCGCACCAUAUAAUAUUAAAAAUUUCAGAGGUAAUACCUCUAUAUAGUGGUGUAGUGAUCAAGAUAAGUGCUCGAAAUCUGAGCAAUUUAUUUUUAGGCUCAUAAGUAAAAACAAUUGUAUAAGAAAAAAAUGUCUUCGAAUAAUCAAUCAUCCGCCGCGCAGGGUGUAAACCCCAGUUCAAAUACUGCAAAUGCAGCUAGUGGGGCAACAAGUGCGGUUUCAGAUCAACGCAAUGCUCCAACGGACUCUCCAUCUGCUGCUGGCGGCAGCACCACUACAACGACUGCUGGUGGACCAGCAGAUAGUCCAACUCGAGUUGCAAAAACACCUGCUGUUAAUACAAAGGAACGUGUUAUUGAUAAUGUUCCAUUUCCACCCAGCCAUAAGUUAACUAUGGCCGAAGUGUUUGAUCUGAGAACUGGCAAACCUAAUCAUGACAUAUUAAAACAGCAUUUCAUUCUUGAAGGUCGCAUAGAGGAGGCACCUGCAUUACGAAUUAUUCAAGAGGGGGCUGCCUUGUUGCGGCAAGAAAAAACUAUGAUAGACAUCGAGGCGCCAGUGACCGUAUGCGGAGAUAUACAUGGACAGUUUUAUGACCUCAUGAAAUUAUUUGAAGUAGGAGGGUCACCAGCCUCUACUAAAUACCUCUUCCUUGGCGAUUAUGUGGAUCGAGGUUAUUUUAGUAUUGAGUGUGUUUUGUAUUUGUGGUCAUUGAAAAUCACAUACCCGAAUACAUUAUUCUUAUUGCGUGGCAAUCACGAAUGCCGGCAUUUAACAGAGUACUUCACUUUCAAACAAGAAUGUAAGAUCAAAUACUCGGAACGUGUUUAUGAUGCAUGCAUGGAUGCUUUCGAUUGUUUACCUCUAGCGGCUUUAAUGAAUCAACAAUUUCUGUGUGUCCAUGGUGGUUUGUCACCGGAAAUCCACGAAUUGGAAGAUAUACGUCGUUUGGAUAGAUUUAAGGAGCCACCAGCAUUCGGACCUAUGUGCGAUUUGUUGUGGUCAGAUCCCUUGGAAGAUUUCGGUAACGAGAAAAAUUCAGACUUUUACUCGCACAACUCAGUGCGUGGCUGUUCGUAUUUCUACAGUUAUGCAGCAUGCUGUGACUUUUUGCAAAAUAACAAUCUUUUAUCGAUUAUACGUGCACACGAGGCGCAGGACGCCGGCUAUCGCAUGUAUCGCAAAAGUCAAACCACUGGGUUCCCAUCGCUAAUUACCAUCUUCUCGGCACCGAAUUAUUUGGAUGUGUACAACAACAAAGCGGCGGUGUUGAAAUAUGAAAAUAAUGUAAUGAACAUCAGACAGUUCAACUGUUCUCCACAUCCUUACUGGCUUCCCAAUUUCAUGGAUGUAUUUACUUGGUCGUUGCCGUUCGUAGGCGAGAAAGUGACUGAGAUGCUGGUGAAUGUAUUGAAUAUUUGCUCGGACGAUGAACUCAUGACCGAGGAGAGUGAAGAGCCGUUGUCCGAUGACGAAGCGGCGUUACGCAAGGAAGUCAUUCGAAAUAAGAUACGUGCCAUCGGUAAAAUGGCACGUGUAUUCUCAGUGUUGCGUGAAGAAUCUGAAUCUGUACUGCAAUUGAAGGGACUCACACCAACCGGUGCACUGCCUUUGGGCGCACUAUCCGGUGGUAAGCAAUCAUUGAAGAAUGCGAUGCAAGGCUUCUCGCCCAAUCAUAAGAUCACUUCAUUUGCCGAAGCCAAGGGCUUGGAUGCUGUGAACGAGCGCAUGCCGCCGCGGAGAGAUCAACCGCCAACACCCAGUGAAGAGCAUAUAAAUAGUCAAGGAGGCACAACUACGCAUAAUGGGUAAUUAGACUAAAGUGUGUAAGUUGUGAAUAUUUCAUAUACAAUAGUAGAUGAUAUAUGUAUGUAAGAGACAUGUAGAGGGAUGCAUAAAACUUUGAAAGUGUAAUACCUACAUACGUUCAAAAUGUGCAAUGCAAUUAAAUUAUGCAAAAUGUUAAAUACCAUUUAUUAAUUCAUUCAAGUUUAAAGUUAAUGAAAGAAAUUACAUAUAAAAUAAACAAUAAAGCAUUAUUUAAGCCAAGCACCUAUUGCAAGUUA